Molecule: messenger RNA, 1333 nt
Organism: Daucus carota subsp. sativus
Lineage: Eukaryota; Viridiplantae; Streptophyta; Magnoliopsida; Apiales; Apiaceae
Product: umbelliferone 6-dimethylallyltransferase, chloroplastic
Exons: 12
Coding region: 92-1150 (352 amino acids)
Cellular component (GO): membrane
Molecular function (GO): transferase activity, transferring alkyl or aryl (other than methyl) groups
Source: RefSeq, a predicted model, not a curated record
AUUUGAUAAGCACUGAAAUCUAAAACCUUAUAACUGCAUACAUGGCUAGUUUCUGAAGUAAUCACCCCGCGUUGAAGCCAAGAAUCAAGCCAUGGCACAAACACAAACUCUACGAGAAGUCAGCAGUGUUAACCAGCGAACACGAAACAAAAACCAAAUUGGACAGACUUUUGGUGCAACUUUAAAAGAUGAAUCUGCACUGCAGCCAAAAGAUGAUAAUAACAAAGUAACAGCACAGAGUGAUAUAUGGAGGAAAUGCGAUGUGUUUCGCAGGUUUUGUCGUCUGCAUAGUGUUACUGGCACGGUUACUGGCGUAGUUUCGGUAUCACUACUGCCUUUGACUUCAUUCGGAGAUCUGUCACCUGAAUUUUUCGUAGGAAUGCUCAAGGCAGUGCUCCCAUUCGUUUUCUUAAACAUCUAUGUGGGUACACUAAAUCAGUUAACUGAUCUGGACAUAGACAAGAAAAACAAGCCCCAUUAUGUGCUGGCUUCCGGAGAAUAUAGCAUGGGACAAGGAAAGGCUAUUACUGCUGCAAUUGGAAUCAUGGGCCUUGGUACGGGAAUUAUAUUCGGGUCCCCUCCACUACUUUACGGAACUAUUAUACAUUUUUUAGUUGGAACAGCAUACUCUGUCAAGCUACCAUAUCUGAGAUGGAAAACAAAGCCAUUCCUUGCCGCAUUAGGUAUCGGUCUACAUGCAUUCAAUUUCCAGCUUGCUGUCUUCUGUCAUAUCCAGAAAUAUGUGCUCGGUAGACCAUUAGUUCACCCCAAGUCCUUCUACUUUGUUCUCAUUUUCUUCAUGCUGUUUGCUACCGUUCUUGGAGUGUUCAAGGACAUACCAGAUGUAGCAGGUGAUCAAGCAUUUGGCAUCCAAACAUACAGUGUCAGGCAUGGGAAAAAGAAGGUCUUCUUCAUUUGUAUUUUGGUUCUGCUAAUUAACUAUGGGUUUGCUGUGGUGACCGGAGCCGUGCUAUCUUCACUUCUACUAAGCAAACUUGUGACAGUAGUAGGUCACUGUUCACUUGCUUCCUUACUCUGGCGUCGAGCUAAAUCUGUUAAUCUUGAUGAUGAUUCUGCAGUGGAGUCACUUUACAUGUUUUUGUGGAAGCUGUUUACCGCAGAGUAUGUAUUAAUUCAGUUUAUACGCUGACAAGAAAUGUAAGUAUAUACUACUUCAAUCCAAAAAUGUAACUUCUUAUUUUCACUCCUCUCUGGGUAGUGAGCACUUGCUGCCUACAUUCAGAAAGAUGAGUUUGAAUUUCUUUAAGUAUUUGUAUGAAAUAUUUUCAGUUCUGUAGUUGUUGUAAUCAUACUGCAAUGUACAUUUACACAA